UUUCGGGGGGAUCAAUGUGAAACCAAUUAUAUCUACGCAUGAUCCAGAUGGGUUUGGAUUACCAUUGCGAUGAAAUUCAGUUCGCAUUUUGUGAGUGUGAUGUGAUGUGAUGGGAAGUAAAAAUAUGGGAAGUGGAAGUAGGAAUCAUUGCGAAAUAUGUUGUUAUCCUUGGUGAGCAAGCGCUCAUUAGAGGUUGAUUCGAGGGACGCCUAUGGAUUUGCCUUGAGACCUCAACACGUUGAGAGAUAUAGAGAAUACCUUAGUAUCUACAAGGAGGAAGAGGCAGAAAGGGAAGAGAAAUGGGCAGGCUUCCUUGAACGGCAGGAUGGCCCUGCUGCGCUCUGUUCUUCCGAGGAAGAAUUUCAGGAUAUAUUGCAGGCAGAGGCACCGGAACUGAGAGAAGAUGCUUCUUCAGAUGAAGACUCUGGAGCCAAUGAUUCAAGAAGCAAAAGCCUUGACUCUGAUAAUAUAAGCAAACAUGGAUCUAGUGAGGAAUUGCAUGACCAUGCACAAGGAAUCCCUGAAACAGGAAGAGAACUUUUCAUUGAGAGAGAACCUGCAAAGGAUGUACAACUUCAAACAGACCGUCAAAAUUUAAACGAGGAACUGCCUGGAAGAGACAGCGACUGUGUUAAGGAUGAUGGGCUUUUAGAAGAACCUGAAUCUGAAAAGGAGAGGCAACUUUCAGCAGAAAGUGCAUCUGAAGAGGAGAAACAGCUUCCCCAAGUAAGUGAACGUGUAGAUCAGCUACAGCUUAGACAAGAAAAUGGAACAGAAAAGUGCGUGACAGAACCAGAGGAACGUGAAUGUCAGCAAGAAAAAGAAGGGAAGAAGGAAGCAAAGGCCAGUAAAAUUCAAGGAUGGGCUCAUAUUAGACCUUCUCUCGGUUCCAUUGAGGCUAUGAUGUGCUCGCGUGUUAAGAAGGCAGAGUAUAUGAAAGACAGGCAGAGCGCUCAUACAGGGAGCCGUAUUUCAUCAACUAGCAAGUCAAUGCCGUCCAUAGUGGAAUCUGAAGAGAAUUUCGGGGAACAUGCCCCAGAUAGCGACACUUCCACCAGUACAAGCCAUGCUAGAAAGAAAGAAAACGAUGCUCACGAGAGUGUUUCCCCAGGGCCUUUCUUCCCUUGGUAUGAAGAACUGGAGGUACUUGUUCGUUUGGGAGUGCCAAAGGAUCUUAGAGGGGAGGUCUGGCAAGCCUUUGCGGGUGUAAAGGCAAGACGGAUUGAGAGGUAUUACCAAGAUAUGUUGGACCGGGUGACUAAUUCUGAAGAAGGCGAGGAACACAAGAGCUCGGCCUUAUGGAAGUGGAAAAGACAGAUUGAGAAGGACAUACCCCGGACAUUCCCUGGUCAUCCUGCUUUAAAUGAGGAUGGUCGAGAUUCCUUAAGGCGUAUACUUUUAGCUUAUGCUUGUCAUAAUCCAUCAGUUGGGUACUGCCAGGCUAUGAACUUCUUUGCUGGCUUGUUGCUUCUGUUGAUGCCAGAGGAAAAUGCAUUUUGGACCUUGGUUGGAUUCAUUGAUGAUUAUUUUGAUGGAUAUUACACCGAGGAAAUGAUCGGAUCUCAGGUUGACCAACUAGUCUUCGAAGAGUUGAUCAGAGAGAGAUUUCCCAAACUCGUUAAUCAUCUGGAUUACUUGGGAGUGCAGGUAGCAUGGAUCUCAGGGCCAUGGUUUCUUUCUAUUUUUGUGAAUAUUCUUCCUUGGGAAAGCGUUCUCCGGCUGUGGGAUGUGCUUCUAUUUGAAGGAAAUCGUGUUAUGCUUUUCCGAACAGCUCUUGCUUUGAUGGAAUUAUACGGUCCUGCAAUUGUUACAACAAAAGAUGCAGGAGACGCAAUUACUUUGCUACAAACCCUUUCUGGCUCAACGUUUGAUAGCAGCCAGCUUGUGUUGACUGCAUGUAUGGGUUAUUUAUCUGUAACAGAGGCCAGACUGCAGGACCUGAGAGUAAAACAUAGACCAGAAGUACUAGAAGUUGUUGAGGAGAGAACGAAGAGGGGUCGUGUCUGGAAGGACAAAAAGGGACUGGCUUCUAAAUUAUAUAGCUUCAAACACGAACGUUCUAUCUUAGAUGAGGAUAAAUCUGGUUCGCAGCAUCGUUCCUCUGAUUUGGAUGGUACACUUGAUGAUGCAAAUGUUGAUUCUGAACCAGAUUCUAUACCAGAUCUUCAAGAGCAGGUGGUUUGGAUGAAGGUUGAGCUAUGCAGGCUUUUGGAGGAGAAAAGAUCGGCUGUAUUGAGAGCUGAGGAGCUGGAGACCGCAUUGAUGGAGAUGGUCAAAGAAGAUAACAGGCUCCAAUUAUGCGCACGGAUCGAACAAUUGGAGCAGGAAGUGGGAGAAUUAAGGAUACUCCUUGCUGACAAAAAAGAACAAGAAUCGGCAAUGCUUCAGGUCCUGAUGAAAGUGGAACAAGAACAAAAGCUUACUGAAGAUGCUCGCAUAAGCGCAGAGCAAGAUGUAGCUGCUCAAAAAUACGCAGUCCAUAUAAUUCAGGAAAAGUACGACAAGGCUAUUGAUCAACUUGCUCAGAUGGAAAAGAGAGUGGUUGUGGCAGAAUCUACGCUGCAGGCUACUCUGCAAUAUGAAUCUGGUCAAAACAAAGCAUUAUCAUCUCCAAGGUUUGGUCGUGCUCAACAUGAUAGUCCUAAGAAGAAGACGGGCCUCUUAUCGUUUGGAUUUGGCUGGCGUAAUAAGGGUAAGCAACAAGAGGAAUCCAAUGAUGAUAACUCAAGUAAUUUGGCAUCAUCUCCCAAUUCUCCACCAAAUGAAAGUGUCUCAAGGCAUGGAAGCAACUCCUAUCGGGAAAGCAAUCUAUCGAAAGAAAGUAAAGCCGAAGAUCAAUCAGAUCACCAAACAAAAAGCUCAUCGGACAACCUCGUUGCUGGUUGAUCAUAUUAUUUUCGGGCCCGAAGAAAGACUGUCUCCUUUCCUCUUCCGCCCUCGAGAGCGUAUUUUUGGAUCCUCUUCACUGAUGGUAAUCUUCUUCUCUUUGUCUCGAUUCUGUUUGGCAGAAGAAACCGCAACAGCAAAGAACCAGCUUUGACGUUAGGAUCUUACUUGUGUCCCAAGCAAAGUAACGUAUGAAGCUGAGACAACACUUUGUUGCCAUUGCAAAUGUUCAUUCAUUUGAUUUGAGAUUCAAGUCAUGUUUUAUA
Messenger RNA from Tarenaya hassleriana, 3152 nucleotides. Its product is annotated as TBC1 domain family member 2A. The record is from RefSeq and is a predicted model, not a curated record. Lineage: Eukaryota; Viridiplantae; Streptophyta; Magnoliopsida; Brassicales; Cleomaceae. Bases 157 to 2886 code for a protein of 909 amino acids. The transcript is spliced from 18 exons.